This is a messenger RNA of Theileria parva strain Muguga, 2162 nucleotides long. RefSeq lists its product as uncharacterized. The coding region runs from base 57 to 2144 and encodes 695 amino acids. The transcript is spliced from 4 exons. NCBI's taxonomy places the organism in Eukaryota, Apicomplexa, Aconoidasida, Piroplasmida, Theileriidae. The record is from RefSeq and is a predicted model, not a curated record.
UUAAUAUAUAAUUCCAUUUAUGAUCAUUACACCCAACUGACUUCUGUUCACUUAAAAUGUUUUCUAAUUCUCGGCUAUCUUCUCUUUUAAUAUCAAAUUUAUCAAAAUGUACAAUAGUUAGAGCCGAUUUCUAUCAUUUAAAGAAUGUUUUUCCACAUAUUUCAAAUAGGAAUCUCACAACUGAGAAUAUCGCACAUUCCACACAUAUUACUGUACAAAAACAAAAUGAUACUGAACACUCUUCCCUUUAUAUGAAUCCAUUAUGUAUGCAAAUGGAUCAGUUGAUUUACACCUGCACUAAUCAUGACCAAGUACUAAAUCUGCUUGUUACUCAUAGAGGGGCUAUGUACCUUCAUAAUCUUAUUACAGUAAUGAAUGCUUUGAGACAGUUUGUGGAAAAUGAACCUAAUAACAAGUAUAAGCCAGACUGUGAUGAAUUAUUUCUCGGAUAUAAUAACGUGUUCAGAAAAAAAGAACCUUCUAAAAAGUCGGAUAUUGACCAGUCAAACUUCUCGGAAACUGAGAAAGAAGUAAUCAACAAGGCCCAGUGGGAGAUAAUAAGGCACUUUGAAGACCCAAAGAAUGAAGAGUACCUAACAACCUAUCACCAUAACAGGGACCUAAGGGACGCAAUAAUAAGAGAUGAAAGGUAUGAUUUACUUUUGCAAGAUUUGUAUAUGAACAAGAACAAGUUGGACGUGGAGUCUAUUUGCAAUGUUAUCAUUACACUUGAUGCAUUAGGCCACCAAUACUAUAGACUUUACAACGGUUUACUUAAAAGACUCUUAAUUCUUGAUGUCUCAUUUCCAAAUCAAACACCGACUUUUAUUAAUAAAGUUGGUCUUCUGCUCUUAAAAACAUGCCACUGCUUUGCUAGUAGCGGUUUCUAUGAAAUCCCGUUAUACAACAAAGUGGUAAGUGAAUUAUUUAAGACCAAUUUAUCAAAUAUGUUAAUUGAUCAAGAACACUCCCUUCUACUUUCAUACAUAAUCAAGCUUUACGCAGUUGUUAAAAGUUACGAUUAUGGAAUAUUCUGUAAAAUAUCAGACUCUGUCAACAAAGUUAAUUUGUCAACCACUGAUAUUACCUGGCUCUCAGUGGCCUUUUCAAACCAUUUGAACUUUAAUAAAACGCACGACAAGGUGCUUUACUACGUUGCAAGGAGAGUAAGUGAAGAUAAUAAAUUAUUCAGUACUCAAGAGCUUUGUAUGUGUUUGUCAUCUCUUUCAAAAAUGGGCCUCUACUUUAGAGAAGUAUGGGAUGUUUGCGCAAAAAGACUUAUUAAUGAAAUUGAAAUUUCAAUGUCCGGCUUCAAUGAUAUUAAUCUGGACAUUAAUACUCUCUGUAAGGCUGUUUACGAUAUCGCAACUGUCGAUAAAUCUACACAUUUAAUCCAUUCUCUAAUAGAUAGGGCGUCUCUCUACUUAGAAGAACGGAUAGACUCUUUAGACGAACAGUCAUGUAUAAAUUUUGCAAUUUCAGUUAUUUCAACUCACUCAAGUUCUUUAUAUAAAAAUAACAGCAUAACCACUGGAUUAAAUGAAAGUAUAACUACUAGUUUAAAUGGAAAUAAUCAGUUGGAACCCGUUUCAGUGAACAAAGAAAUUAACUUAAAUUAUUACCUUCUUUCCUAUGUGUGGAGAAGAAUAGGAUCAGACACAUUGUGGGAGAAGGAACCCCUGAAAGUGUUUGCAAUUUGGCUCUUUCACAUGCUAGUUCUGCCAGAAUUUAAACACAAUAUUCACAUUCGGUGCAUUAUCCCAUGUUUCCGAGAAUGGCUUUUGGUUUAUUUUACAAGGCAUGAGAUAGAAGAUGAAGUGUGUAAAGUAAUAAAUGAUUUAUCUGGGAAGUAUAAAAUAUACUCGAAGUUUGAUUCCUCUGAGUUCUUUAAACCUUUGUUUUUGUCACCAGUCCCAGCUGAUUUUCUAGUUGUGGAUGAAAAUUUCGGAAAUAAAGUCAUAAAUAUUAUUGAAUCUCCACUUAGAAAUGACACUAAGAGACCUAGUGGAAUAAAUGCAGUGAUAAAGAGGAUUUUUGAGAAUUUUGCUCUGGAGUUUCAUACUGUCGAUACCAAUUUAUGGAUGAGUCUUGAAGAACAUGAAAAAACUGAACUGAUAGAGUCAAUUAUAACAAGUGGAAUUUAAUAUUUUUAUGUAUGUGUG